UGAAAAAUAACCCAAUUUUUUUAGAAAUUAUUUUUCGACAGACGCCGGUGUUUUUCAUUUUUUGCAUUUUUUUCGGAUUGGAGGGACGCCGGAACACCGGUGAAGAGGGAUUUAGACGGAUCCGCAGCAACACAAGGGGGUUUGGUGCGGGCCGAGAAGUCGAUGAACACCAUUAAUGGACUCGAACCUAUCUCCCUCGCUCAGCUAACCACUCGUGCGUAGCGCCCAUUGUGUUGCGCACUUCGGCUUCUUCUCUCUUUUAAUAUUUUCUUCUAUUCUUCCGCUACGGACCACGAAUAUAAAACAUGAAGACGAACGCGACGACGUCGUCCGUGAAAGCCUCAGCAGAGCCGGAAGCAGAAGUCAGUGCCUCCUCUCAUUCCAUCUCAGCCUCCGAGGCGCUUUUUGUACACCUGAUCUCUGGGCUGGGCCUCGGCCUGGCCGUCUUGCUGGCCCACUAUGUCUUCUCCGUCAACCUCGUCUCUCAUCCUUCUCUCACUCUCCGUCUAAUCUGGGUUAUUGAGUGCCCAAUUGUGAUUCUUCUCUACAGUCGUUACCGAAAGAAUCGCGAAGAUUGCUCGUACUUGAAAGCUGUGGGACGAGGCUUACUAGGACUUCCUGUUGGGGCUCUAGUAAGUGCUUUGGGAGCUAUCGCAUUGGGCACACCUGUUGGCACUCAGUACUUCUCAAAGACCAUUAGCUGGUCUCUAAUGAUGUCAUUGUUCACUAUUGUGCCUGCAGCUUCUGUAUUUGGUGUAUCAUGGAAGGAUUGGCAACGAAUAUUUGCACAUACAAAGCCAGUUGGAUCUGUUGAUCUUAUAAUUUGCCUUCCGGCACAUGGAGCUGUUAUUGGAGCUUGGUUUGGGGCUUGGCCAAUGCCGCUUGAUUGGGAAAGGCCAUGGCAGGAAUGGCCUAUUUGUGUGAGUUAUGGAGCAAUAGCUGGGUACCUGAUUGCAAUGGUGGCCUCCUCCUGCUUUAUCCUCGCACGUGCUACAUUGCAGCAUGUCAAACGAGACUAACAAGUAGCUUAACAAGAUAGACACAUUUCUGGAGAAAAUUUUUUUUUUCCCCUUUCAUUAGAAUUUCCUGAUCUAAGAAUGUAUUUUCAAUACCAAGCAUAGUGGGGUAAUAGUGUGAUAUAUAACAUUACUCUUUACCGAUGUGGAGCUUUGAGUAUGUAGUUUUAGUGGAUUCAAGCUUUAAGCAGGGCCGAAACAAUAAUUUACAUGGUAGCCAGCUGCACUCCCAGCUUGGUCAUUUUCAUUCCACAUAAGGCUGUUAACGAGUUGAGCUUGAGCAUGUACUGCUUGCUCGACCUUGACUUAUUUAAGUUUUAUUUGAGCUCGAGCUUGUGAUGUGCCGAGAAAUUGGCCUUUUAUAGAUGAUUAAGGGUAAGAAUUCUUGUUGCUUGUUCAAUGUGGGACAAGUCAGAUUAGUUGAACCCUUAGCAACAACAUGAUGUUAAUUAUCUUUAAUUGUUUCUUCUCGUGCGAAGCCAUAUAUAUAGAUUGACAAGCUAAAGUUGCUAAGAAGAAAAUUGAAGCAAUAAAUGAGACAAAUAAGUCGGUCACUUUCAAAGUGUUGAAGGAGAUCUGUUGCAGGAGCACAAGAGCUUCAAGAUCAUUGUUCAAGCUACUCCCAGGGAUGAGGGCAGCUUGAUGCAUUGGAGCACGGAAUAUGAAAGCUGAAGGAUAUUCUAGAACCCAAUACAUUGUUUCAGUUUGUAAUUGAUGUCAGCAAAGGCAUUGAUGCUUACCUUCACUAGCCAUAAACAAAAUGGUUAUUUUGCGUCUUGUUACUAUGUCCUUCUACAGUAAAUAGAUCAGGAGUGUUAUAUG
This is a messenger RNA of Corylus avellana, 1838 nucleotides long. Its product is annotated as phosphatidylinositol-glycan biosynthesis class F-like protein. Gene Ontology annotation, cellular component: endoplasmic reticulum membrane. NCBI's taxonomy places the organism in Eukaryota, Viridiplantae, Streptophyta, Magnoliopsida, Fagales, Betulaceae. Gene Ontology annotation, biological process: GPI anchor biosynthetic process. The record is from RefSeq and is a predicted model, not a curated record.